This is a messenger RNA of Helobdella robusta, 588 nucleotides long. RefSeq lists its product as hypothetical. Bases 1 to 588 code for a protein of 195 amino acids. NCBI's taxonomy places the organism in Eukaryota, Metazoa, Annelida, Clitellata, Rhynchobdellida, Glossiphoniidae. The transcript has a single exon. Gene Ontology annotation, biological process: nucleoside triphosphate biosynthetic process. Gene Ontology annotation, cellular component: cytoplasm; cytosol. The record is from RefSeq and is a predicted model, not a curated record. Gene Ontology annotation, molecular function: ATP binding; AMP kinase activity.
AUGGCCAAAGAACUAAAGAAGAGUAAGAUUUACUUUGUGAUAGGAGGACCUGGAAGUGGAAAAGGGACUCAGUGUCAAAAGUUGGCCGAGGAAUUUCAACUGACCCACGUCUCGACGGGCGAUCUGAUGAGAAAAGAAAUCGAAUCAGGAUCAGAAGUUGGAGGUCGCGUGAAGGAUUUAGUUGCCAGUGGACAGUUAGUUCCGAACGAUGUCACUCUACUUAUUCUAAAAAAACAUCUGAUACAAGAAGCCCCAAAGUCGAAAGGAUUUCUGAUCGACGGAUAUCCAAGAGAACUAGCUCAAGCCAUCGCAUUUGAAAAAGAAGCAGGCAACGUGCUAAGAGUGUUCUUUUUUGAAGUUUCAGAUGAAACUAUGAAGGCAAGAUUGCUGGGCAGGGCUGCCACAAGUGGAAGAUCCGACGACAAUGAAACCAGCAUUGCCAGUAGGAUCGCUACCUUCCAAACCAACAACAAAUCUAUUCUCGAUCAUUUCACUAAGAAGAAAAAGUUAUGCAAAAUAAACGCCCAAGGAUCUGCAGAUGAGGUGUAUGCUUUGACAAAAAAUGCUUUCAACGCUAAAAAAUGCUAA